Molecule: messenger RNA, 2401 nt
Organism: Frankliniella occidentalis (western flower thrips)
Lineage: Eukaryota; Metazoa; Arthropoda; Insecta; Thysanoptera; Thripidae
Exons: 8
Coding region: 1-1878 (625 amino acids)
Source: RefSeq, a predicted model, not a curated record
AUGUCAAAAGUGGCCCAUGCUCUGUGGGAUUUUUCAAGAAGUCGGCGAUCUUACAGACUGACGGCCGUGCUGCAGACGCUGUCGCUGCUCGCACUCGUGCUGGACCGCUGCCUGUCCCUGGCCGAGGCGCAGGCGGCGCACGGCUCCUCGUCCACCACCUUCUCGCUGUCCUCCACGCUGCCGGGUGCGGGCGGCGGCGGCAAGGGCGCGCGCCGGGGCCCGCGGGUCCGCUGCGCCUCGGCCGCCGCCUGGGGGCUGCUGGGGGCCGCGGCGCCCCUCGCCCUCGCGCUGUGCGUGCCCAUCGCCUCGGCCAGCGUGCGCAUGUUCCCCACCAGGUACGCGUGCGGUCUGGUGCGGCUCCACGGUGACCCUCCCUGGCUGGGCGCGGCCGUGCUGACGCUGGGCUACCUGCUGCCCUGGGCCGCCCUCGUGACAUGCGUCUCGCUGGCGGCGCGGCGCGCGGCGCUGCAGCGCUGGAGGCGGCGCCAGCUGGACAUCGCGGCACAGCAGCACGGCCGCGGCCCCGGGGCUGCGGCGGCGGCGGCACCCUGGGGCGGCGGCGGCAGCUCCCCUGGCACUGGGCUCACCUUCAACCUGGUCGACACGCCGUUGGGGCACCUCAACCUGGACGACUACCGGGCGCUCACCCUGGCCACUGUCCUGGUCUUCAUGUACCUCGCCAUGGUGGUGCCGGGGGUGCUGUCCACCCAGGUGCUGCAGAUGAUGGAGGCCAGGCCCCGGACGGCGCACGGCCCCGACGACCUGUGGCCGGUCAUCACCGGGACGUACGAGACGGUCCUGGUGUGGCUCAGGAUCCAGUUUGCCGUCGUGUCGCCGGGCGUCAUCGUCAUCCUCAGCAAGGACGUGCGCCGCAGGGCGGUGGACGUGCUGCGCUGCCUGUACCAGGCGUGCUGCUGCUGCGUGUGCUGCUGCUGCUCCCGCCGAGCCAACGCCGUGGGCCAGUCGCAGCCCCAGCGACGCUACGGCCAGCUCGCCGCCCCCGUGACCGCCCCCGCGCCCGUCCCCGCGGCGGGGGCCCCAGCCCGCCUGGGGCUCGCACCGCGGUGGCCGAGGCUGCGACACAAGAACGCGGUCUUGCUAUCUGAGUCGUUGGAGACGGUGGUCUCCGCUGGCACUGCUGUCCUGUUCGCCACUGGGCAGGGCCUCCACCUCCGCACCCUGGCCCCCGGCCCGGAGGAGGACGCCGAUGAUGUCUCCACCUUGGUCGGCGGCGGCAGUACGGGGCCGCCGGGCAGCUCUCUGCCGUUAGCCCCGGUGGGGCCGUGGGCCGGCUCGCCCUCGCCACGCUACGUCUUCCAGUUCUGCGACCUCGCCGUCAUCGAGGACCCGCCGAAGCACUCUCCUGAGGCCAGCACCGCCAUAGCGACAACGGGCGCCCUGGUGGCACCGCGGCGCAGGGUCAUGUUGCCGGACACGGACGAACGAGAACCAAGUCUGACCCGCGAGGAGCUACAAGUGUCGUUGGCCAAGCCUCGCAGCCUCUCCAACAGCUUCCGCAAGAACGUGCGUUUUGCGAGCGUAGUCGCCGAGAUCCCGCUGCCGCUCCCCAGCGUGGCGGAGGCUGAGGCCGAGAGCGGCGUCUGGAGCGACCCCACCUCCUCGUCGACAGCCUCGUCCGCGUCCACGUCGGCAUCCAGGGCUGCGCUGUCGUCGCCGGCCUCAUCUACGGACUCGCCCGUCCGGUACGUGCUGUCGAGGCCGCGGACGAGGUCCAUUGAGCUGGCCCUGGUGUCCGGGGACCUCCCGUCCCCGCCGCCGCAUCCUGGCCCUGGCAGCCUCCUGGGUACGACUUUCUCCAAGGCGCCUCCGUUGUCGUCGGCUACGGCCACCCUCAGCAAGAGGAAAUCCAGAUUGUGAACAAAAGACUUCGUGACAGUAUGCUGUACUCUGCUUUGUCGAAUAAACAAUCAAAAAUAAAAAGAAACUUUCAACGCCGUCGCAUCAGGCACUCACAGGUACCAGAUGUAAAUGUAAAUUUACCGACGCGUUGCAAUACUAAGACAAAAAAAAAGUUCCGUUCGGCAACGGAUCGUGGAAGCAGAUGAUACGUGUGUAAUGAUCGGGUCUUGUCAUUAUUUUAUUUCAGUACAGGAUGUGGGGGUAUAUGUAAAUUUACCAUCAUCAUGCAAUCCUCAGACACGAAAACAAAAACGCAAAAUAAAAUUGUGCCCGAUGCCGUGACCAGGAUUCGAACCUGGGUUAUUGCGGCCACAACGCAAGGUACUAACCACUAUACGAUCACGGCUACCGUUGGGAUGGGGACCGGGCGCGUCGGGAAGCAGCCACGUGCGGUGGCCUUGAGCGGGGCAGCGCCAGCGCUACGCACUGCCGUGGCGGAACGCCGAACUAAACCUUGAGGCGCGGACUAGCUAUGGCGCGC